CUUCCUCGCUUAAUUUGAACAGAAAAUAAAUACAGGAAGGAGACGGGGUCGAUCUGCUGAAUCACACUAAUCUUUCACACUAAAACUUUGCGACCGAGGACGCAGUCUGUGGUUCAGGCUACCUUUGGGUGACAGAUCCAGCUUUUUAAAGUUUAUUGUACAUAGGAGGGAAUGUCUAUAAUUAUGUAAGUUCCGUCGUAACACACUAAAGAAGAAUGUAUUACUAUUUUUUUAAAGAGUUUUAGGAAUAGCAUAGACAUUUUCCGAUCCUCGAAGCGGAGUCAAGACAUCGACCAUUCGCUGAGGGGGAUUUACAUGACUAUAGGUUAUUGCUGUCACUCAAUGCGAUCAACUUCGAUUCACCUGGCAGUAUCGAUUGUAAAUUAUGAUAAGGCUCAAUCGGCAAGUCACUGUUUUGGGCAGUGCCAUCUUUUGUGUAGUGGUCUUCUCAUUGUACCUGAUGCUGGAUCACCUCCAAUUAGACAAUACCAAAAGUCCAAACAACAGUGGGGAUAGAUUGCAAAAUGGCCAGUUGUCAAUCCUGCAGGGUAAGAUUGACCGCUUGGAAAGACUACUGGCAGAGAACAAUGAGAUCAUAACCAACAUCAGGGACUCUGUGAUCAACCUGAAGGAGUCGGUCAAGGAUGGGGUUCCUGAUGGAGGGAACAUGAGUCAAGGACCCUACCCAGAACUGCUGGCUUCGCCUCCACUGGUCCUCCCUAUUGACUCCCAAGACUGUCAGUUCGCAGCAAGGGAGUUCUCUAAGCCAGCAGAUGGGGUGCAGUUGCUGGAUGUUUAUGAUCUUCUGACCUUUGACAAUCCUGAUGGGGGAGUGUGGAAACAAGGAUUUGAUAUCACCUACCAGGAGAAUGAAUGGGACAGCGAGCCACUACAAGUCUUUGUUGUGCCCCACUCACAUAAUGAUCCUGGAUGGUUGAAGACGUUUGACGAGUACUACCGGGACCAGACCCAGCACAUCCUGAACAACAUGGUGGUGAAACUCCACGAGGACAGCCGCAGGAAAAUGAUCUGGUCCGAGAUCUCCUACUUCGCCAAGUGGUGGGACAACAUCGACGGCCAGAAGAGAGACGCUGUCAAGAGUCUGGUUGAGCGAGGCCAGUUGGAGAUUACAACUGGAGGCUGGGUGAUGCCUGAUGAAGCCAACUCACACUACUUUGCAUUAAUUGACCAGCUAUUGGAGGGACACCAGUGGUUGGAGAGAAAUUUGGGCGUGAAACCCCAGACGGGCUGGGCUGUGGACCCGUUUGGCCACUCCCCUACCAAUGCAUACCUGCUGAAACAGGCUGGCCUGGCCAACAUGCUCAUCCAGAGGGUGCACUACUCCGUCAAGAAACACUUUGCCAGUCAAAAGACCCUGGAGUUCUUCUGGAGACAGAACUGGGACCCAGCCUCCAGCACGGACAUUCUAUGUCACAUGAUGCCCUUCUACAGUUACGAUGUUCCCCACACGUGUGGUCCCGACCCCAAGAUCUGCUGCCAGUUUGACUUCAAGAGACUUCCUGGUGGGCGGGUCAGUUGUCCCUGGAGGGUCCCCCCUCAGCCAAUCACGGAUGGAAACGUACAACAGAGGGUUCAGAUGCUGCUGGACCAGUACAGGAAGAAGUCCAAGCUAUUCCGAACCAAGGUGUUGAUGGUCCCCCUAGGGGACGACUUCCGCUACACAGAGGCCUUGGAGUGGGACCAGCAGUUCCAGAACUACCAGAAGCUCUUUGACUACAUGAACUCUCAUCCAGAACUACACGUCAAGGCUCAGUUCGGCACCAUCACGGAUUACUUCAAUGCCCUUCGUAAAUCGGCCAUAGACCCCGGUCACACUGGGCCCUCUUUACCUGUGGUCAGCGGAGACUUGUUCACCUACGCAGACCGAGAUGACCACUACUGGAGCGGGUACUUCACCUCCCGACCCUUCUACAAACGUAUGGACCGCGUGCUGGAGUCACACCUCAGGGCUGCUGAAAUCAUCUACUCCCUCACCCUGGCCAAUAUUAGGAGGUCUGGGAAGCGGAAUGAUUUUCCAGCUGUGGAGAAUUACAGACUGCUCACUGAAGCCAGGAGGAACCUGGGCCUGUUCCAGCACCAUGACGCUAUCGCAGGCACCGGCAAGGACUUGGUAGUGAUCGACUACGGUACCAGAUUGUUUCAUUCCAUUUUGAAUUUGAAACAAGUGAUCGUCAACUCCGCUCACUGGCUGGUGCUGAAGGACAAAAGUGCAUACAGUUACAAUCCCUCAAAGGCCUUCCUUCAAAUGGAUGAUAUCCAGCCUGCUCAAGAUGCCCUGCCUCGAAAAACAGUUCUGAAAAUCAGUUCACAGCCUAGGUCUGUGGUCAUCUACAACCCCACGGAGCAGGACCGCACGUCAGUGGUGACUGUGUAUGUGAACACUCCCCACGUGCGUGUGGUCACAGACCAAGGUCAUCCCGUCCCCGCUCAAGUCAGCGCUGUGUGGGACGAACCCACCACAGCCUCCACAGAGGCCUUCCAGUUGUCGUUCAUAGCGCAGGUGCCAGCGCUGGGUCUUGGGGUGUACCAGUUAGGUAAGGCUGCGAGCGGCAGAGCGGAGACUGCAGAAUACGUCUUCUUCAGGCAGAGCGGCGAGCUGUCCGUCAACGUGAAGCACUUCACGGUCAACAUCCCCCAGGACGCCUCCACCCCCCUCAGCAUCCACAACCCCCACCUCCAGGUCUGGAGCUCCCCCACCACCGGCCUGAUGGAGAGAUUGAAGCUGAAAGAGGACGGCUCAGAACACCAGAUCAAGGUGGAGUUUGCGUGGUACGGCACAACCAGCAACCGAGAUAAAAGCGGAGCCUACUUGUUCCUGCCCGACGGGGAAGCCAAGAUGUACUCUCCCGCUCGGCCUCCAGUGAUACGGGUUACCAAGGGAUCUGUGUUCUCUGAGAUCACCACUACCUUCGACCAUGUGACGCACACUCUACGCCUCUAUCAUGUUCAAGGUGUGGAGGGCCAGGCGGUGGAGAUCUGUAACUCGGUAGAUAUAAGGGGGGAGUUCAACCGUGAAAUUACAAUGAGGUUAACAUCCGAUGUGGACAGCAAGGAUCGAUUCUUCACAGACCUCAACGGAUUCCAGAUCCAGCCUAGAAAAACCAUGGCCAAACUUCCCCUCCAGGCAAACUUUUACCCCAUGACCAGUAUGGCCUACCUUCAGGACCCCGGGACCAGACUGACCCUGCUGACUGCACAGUCCCUGGGCUCCGCCAGCCUCAAGAGUGGCCAAUUGGAGGUGAUCAUGGACCGUCGGCUGAACCAGGAUGAUAACCGCGGGAUGGGCCAGGGCGUCCUGGACAACAAAGUUACUGCCAGCUCCUUCCGCCUGCUACUGGAGAAGAGGGCCAAGACCGAUGGGGGGGAGAAACCCUCUACCCUCAGCUACCCGUCUCUGCUGAGUCACGUGUCGUCGCUGUACCUGAACCACCCUCUGAUCCCCAUGGCUGUGAGCACGGAGGCAGAGUCCCUGUCUCUGUCCCCCUUAAGCCCUCUGGCCUCAUCACUGCCCUGUGACGUCCACUUGGUCAACCUACGCACCAUCCAGUCCAAGGAGGAAGGGGGUGGGCCGUCGGACGAGGCAGCUUUGAUUCUGCACAGAAAAGGCUUUGACUGUGCCCUCUCGAAUAGGAACACAGGGCUACUGUGUGCCACCACGCAGGGGAAGAUCCGCACGGAGAAGCUGUUUUCUGAACUGAAAUUCCAGAGCAUCACCCCUGCGUCUCUUACUCUGAUGCACACGCCUGAGGAAGGGUCGAACCAAGAGGAAAUCAGCCUUAAGCCAAUGGAGAUCAGCACAUACCGUGUGCAGCUGACAUGAGCGCUGGCCAGAGAGUCGGUGAUCGCCACGGAACAUGCCCAACAUCCGGCCUCUGUCCCUGUGCCGAAAAACAUAGUCAGCGAGGCUAUGCAGAAGCCUGAAAUGCAUAGGACAUCCUUGGAACAGACAGAAGGAGGGAAAGAGGAAGGGGAGAGGAUUAGGAAGAAGAGAGGGAGGACGAGAAGGAAGGAGAGAGGUGGAGAAGGAAAGAGGCAGGAGGAGAAGUAAAUGGAACUUGUUUAAGCUUAAUUCGACAAGUGCAAUAUUAUAUUGUUUGAGUCCAGUAUACCUAGUUAUGCUGCAGUCUCAGGUUCUGUAUGUGUUGGGAACGUUUGUGUUGCAAUUUCACUUGAACUUACUCUAUCGGGAAGAGCACAUGUUCAGAUUUCCUUUUUCCACAAAUAUGAUUUUGUACAAUGUGAUUCUUUGUUUUCUUUAUACCGAGGUAUGGCUUCAAUCAUAGUGGAUAUUGCUUCAUGUCCUUGGCGUGCCUGAAAAAAGAUUCGAAGGCCAACUGAUUCUAAAUAUUAAUUCAAUAUUUUAUAGCGGUCAACAUUUAUAUGUGAUAAAUUGUUAAUUGCAAGUGAGAUCUUGUUUUGUUGUCGUUCCAAAGAGCAAAAAAUGUGCCUUAUUUCACAGUUUUAUAAUGAGCCCUAUGUACAUAUCUUUGUAUGUUGUUCUUGGGAGAAAAUUGUCACUUACAAUUUGCUAUCGAUGCGAAAUUUAAUUAGUUGAUGUCACAAGAUUGACAUGUGGCAUUACAUUAAUUGAUAUGGGUCUGUUAUUGUGACCUUCAUAUAUGUACUGUGGUGAGUGAUAAAACAUUUUUUGUUGCUUUACACAGCCAUCACAUUUAAAAAAAAAUAUAUAUAAUAAUAAUAAUAAUAUCUUAUGAUAGCCUCAGUGCACUAUAUCUACUGCUUCAACAGAGAUUUGCAAUGUCCUCACUUACGCCACCACUUCUGUAGCUUCUCUUGGUAGAGCACACAAGUCGGAUGUUUUGUUCAUGACAUUUGCAAGGGUGUACCAAUCAUAAAGCCAUUCAAUCACUUGCAGGUAAAAGGGAAACUGCACUGCGAGUUCACUUAGAAUGUUCACACUGCAUUGAGGUGGUGGUGUGAAAACAGACACGCCCCACUCUGCUUCUCUCUGGGAAGUUGUUAUAAUUGGAUAUUGAUGAGGGGGAAAAAACACACACCUGUAGUGUCAACAUUCUGAGUGAACUUUCAAGGCCGGUUUUCCAUGGAAUAAGCUUAUUCCUGGAUUAGAAAGCACUUUCAAUGGAAAUUCUGCAUCAUAAAUGCUUUUUAGUCCAGGACUAGGCUAAAUCUGUGUCCGGGAAACCGCCCCCCCUCAGUGUGGUUGAUUAUUAUGUGCGAUUGAUUGAAUGGGGGCCUACAGCCUAGAUAUCAAACUAUGCAACUGAUCCAACUCACCAUUGAUACAGUAUAUGCAGCAAUCCCCCCUUUCUGCUAAUGACAUCCAUCUGAAUGAUUCAAAGAUUCUAAAUCUACAAUAGUUACAUUCUUGUGACACAUUUUGUUACUAUGGCCAAAAGCGUACAACCGCUUGCUUAAGCAUAUGACACAUGCCAAAGGUCACAAACCCAGUCAUGUUUGCUCAUACUAUUUUUGUUCUGUUCUGUUCUUUCUUGUGACCUGACUGAGCCAUUUGCAAUUCCACUUCAACAUGCUGCCAUGGGUUUUUAUUUUACGUUUUGACCACCUUUGUGAAAUUCCAAGGAAACGCAAACCUUCUGGUAACGAUGUUUAUAAUUUCCUUACAUUUCCUGGGGUGUUUUGAGGUGAGCGUAUCAUAAGCGUGAUACGGCAGCAUGCCUAGCUAAUAGGAGGGUCAAAGAAUUGCACCUCCACUGUUAGGGUACGGAAUCAGAAGGAUUCCUGGGACAUUGGUUGCUAAAAAAAAGUUCAAGUCUGUUUGUGUCAAUGUAAAUGAAUGUGGAAACCAUUGUUCCGUAAUGUUUUUAAUGUCGACGGGAAUGUCAAAGCUAGUUUAAUAGUUUCUAUCAUAUCUGAUUAAAUGAGCAAUUAUUUUAAGUAUUUCCGUUUGUGAGAGACGAAAGUCAACUUCAAGACAGAAGCUGGUCUGGGAUGAUUUGAAAUCAAAAGCACGUUUGGGAAACAAUAUGCUUUUCUUGGUAUAGAAUUUCAAUAGUUUUGGCUAUCUUUACAAAUCAGCGUCAGGGGAGGGUUUUGUGUGCAAAUCUCUUUCUACCAAUGUUGCUUGUUAAGAGUCACAUUUUGUCACAUUUUUCUAUCUUUCUGUAAAUAUAAUGUGAGAUUAAAAAAGGAUGAAACCCAAGUUACGUUUGCCAAUUAAAUGAAAUAAAGUGCAUAAAACAA
Molecule: messenger RNA, 6204 nt
Organism: Salvelinus namaycush (lake trout)
Lineage: Eukaryota; Metazoa; Chordata; Actinopteri; Salmoniformes; Salmonidae
Product: alpha-mannosidase 2-like
Exons: 22
Coding region: 386-3841 (1151 amino acids)
Biological process (GO): N-glycan processing; protein deglycosylation; mannose metabolic process
Cellular component (GO): Golgi membrane
Molecular function (GO): alpha-mannosidase activity; carbohydrate binding
Source: RefSeq, a predicted model, not a curated record